This is a messenger RNA of Knipowitschia caucasica, 1215 nucleotides long. The record is from the annotation of a GenBank genome assembly. NCBI's taxonomy places the organism in Eukaryota, Metazoa, Chordata, Actinopteri, Gobiiformes, Gobiidae.
AUGAGUGGACGAGUAGGAGACCUGAUUCCAAGGCAGAGGGAAACUCUGACUGAGUUUCGAGAGAGAAUCCAAGACAUUCUCGACCACCUGCCAGAACAAGAUGACCACUACCUUCUGCGCUGGCUCAGAGCUCGUAAUUUUAGCGUUCAAAAAUCCGAAGCGAUGAUCAGAAAGCAUUUGGAGUUCAGAAGACAGAUGAAAGUGGACACUAUUGUUGAGGACUUUAAACCUCCAGAGGUUAUUGAAAAAUAUGUGUCUGGAGGGAUGUGUGGUUACGACCGAGAGGGCAGCCCCAUCUGGUAUGAUGUGAUCGGCCCCCUCGACCCCAAAGGCCUCCUGUUGUCAGCCACAAAGCAAGACUUCCUUAAAACCAAAAUCCGACAUACAGAAAUGCUUCGGAGGGAAUGUAAACGGCAAUCUCAAAGACUGGGGAAAAACGUCGAGGCUAUUUCACUUAUCUACGACUGUGAAGGCCUGGGCUUGAAACACAUGUGGAAACCUGCCAUUGACACGUAUGGAGAGGUGCUAACAAUGUUUGAAGACAACUAUCCAGAAGGGCUGAAGAGGUUGUAUCUCAUCAAAGCUCCAGCCAUCUUUCCCAUGGCCUACAACUUGAUAAAGCACUUCCUUUGUGAGGAAACACGCCGCAAAAUUGUAAUUCUAGGAAGUGACUGGAAAGAGGUGUUGCGAAAAAACAUUGAUCCUGAUCAGCUUCCUGUGGUGUAUGGAGGAACGCUGACUGAUCCUGAUGGUGAUCCCAGCUGCAGGACUAUGAUAAAUUAUGGAGGCACAGUUCCCAAGUCUUAUUACAUCCAGGACUCUGUGAAAGUCCAAUAUGACUGCAGUGUCACCAUCAGCCGUGGAUCAGUGUUUCAGCUCGAGUCUGAGGUCAUCACACCCAACUCACUUUUAAGAUGGCAGUUUGCUAGUGAUGGAGCAGAUAUUGGGUUUGGUGUCUACAAGCGAACCACAGAGAAUGGGAGUCAAAAGGUGACUGAAAUGCAGCCGGUUUUGCCGACUGAAAGAUAUAAUUCCCACCUGGUCCCAGAGGACAGCUGCCUGACCUGCUCCGAGCCUGGAGUCUAUGUGUUGUGUUUUGACAACAGCUACAGCUUCCUUCAGUCCAAGAAAGUGAGCUACAAAGUGGAAGUUGUUCCUUCUGCUGAUUUGCAAACUGUGGUCCCACACAGCAGAGGAGAUGUGAGGCUGCAAUAG